Molecule: messenger RNA, 768 nt
Organism: Penicillium angulare
Lineage: Eukaryota; Fungi; Ascomycota; Eurotiomycetes; Eurotiales; Aspergillaceae
Exons: 1
Coding region: 1-768 (255 amino acids)
Source: RefSeq, a predicted model, not a curated record
AUGACUGCUUAUAUCCAAAGACUCGAGGACUAUGAAUCUACCUUGAAUAUUGUUUACGAGGGAGAGACCGUGUCUAUACUGGAUCCUACGCUUCAAACCGCGAUAUUGACUGGUCUGGCCCAAGUCAACACGCCCCUUGAGCCGAUAUGUCCCUCUUCUCAUUGUGAAUAUCCCGACUUUUCCACUCUGGGGAUAUGCUCCUCCUGUGAAGAUGUGACAGAAGCAGCAACCCAGAUCUGCAGGCCAUUUUCGUUCAACGAGACCAGCAAUCUUAUGACUCUUUCUAUCAACUCAUCUGACACCUUUCGGUCUGUUCACGCCAAUUGCUCUUACAUGUCUCCAAGUGGACUCGUUCUUACUCCGGGAAUUGGCGUUACAUCAUGGGGUUCCAAGGACUCACAACUUGAGGUUUCCCGCAUAUACUUCAGUUCCGUCGCAAGGAAAGAUCCUACAACAAUCGGUUCCAUUUUCAUGGCCAAAUACAAAGAAAGGACUCUUUACACCCCUGAAAAUAUUACCGUCCCUGAACGGAAGCCUCCGAUGACUGAGUAUUCAAUGUCCCUGUGCGAAAGAGAAUAUAUACAGAGCCAUUUCUCAGGCACGGACCGUCCCCUUCAGCUUUCAAGGAGUCAGACACUGACUCCAAAGACCCCUAUAAGUUUCAUUGGACGACUCAGCUGGUCCCCAAGGAUACACGGACGACUUUUUCAAUUGAUGCAAGCUACAGCAUUGAUUCAUAUACCUGGAACAGCCUGCUCCAUACUAUGA